CUUGCUGAGCUAUCUCUAUUGUUGCUUCUUUCAGUGAGUCAGUUCACCCUAUAUGGAAUUUUAAAGGGUAAUAAACCAGAUUUUCAUGUUGCUAUGCCACCACACAAAGCAAAGCCUUUUUAUGAGUCACUUGUUGAAAAAUUUCGCAAGGCAUACACUUCAGAUGCAGUUAAAGAUGGUGUUUUUGGAGCAAUGAUGAAGGUUAAUUUGGUAAAUGAUGGUCCAGUCACAAUGCAACUUGAUUCAUCACAAUCACGUGUUGGCGCUUCACUGGAAGAUGGGGAACAUGAUCUACCAUUGUGA
Zingiber officinale is the source of this 303-nucleotide messenger RNA. Its product is annotated as D-aminoacyl-tRNA deacylase 1-like. The record is from RefSeq and is a predicted model, not a curated record. Gene Ontology annotation, biological process: tRNA metabolic process. Lineage: Eukaryota; Viridiplantae; Streptophyta; Magnoliopsida; Zingiberales; Zingiberaceae. Gene Ontology annotation, cellular component: cytoplasm. The transcript is spliced from 4 exons. The annotation marks the transcript as partial. Gene Ontology annotation, molecular function: D-tyrosyl-tRNA(Tyr) deacylase activity.